Messenger RNA from Microcebus murinus (gray mouse lemur), 1097 nucleotides. It is a transcript of the gene HSD17B14, whose product is annotated as hydroxysteroid 17-beta dehydrogenase 14. The record is from RefSeq and is a predicted model, not a curated record. NCBI's taxonomy places the organism in Eukaryota, Metazoa, Chordata, Mammalia, Primates, Cheirogaleidae. Gene Ontology annotation, molecular function: estradiol 17-beta-dehydrogenase [NAD(P)+] activity. Gene Ontology annotation, cellular component: cytosol. Gene Ontology annotation, biological process: steroid catabolic process.
UCGCGCCCGCCGGGGGGCCGGGCUUCCAGGAUCCAGCCCUUAUGUGCGGUUGGGCCCCACGGCCUCAUCAGACUUUGGAGGUGGAAAGGGGCCCCGGGUGAGUGGCCGAGAGAGACUCGAAAUGGCCUCAGGAAGGAGCUAUGCCGGGAAGGUGGUGAUCGUGACCGGGGGCGGACGCGGCAUUGGAGCCGGGGUCGCGAGGGCCUUCGUGGACGCUGGUGCCCAAGUGGUAAUCUGCGACAAAGUAGAUCCUGGUGGCCAGGCCCUGGAGAAGGAGCUUCCUGGAGUUGUCUUUAUCCACUGUGACGUGACUUCAGAAGAAGAUGUGAGGACUCUGAUCUCCGAGACCAUCCGCCAGUUCGGCCGCCUGGACUGUGUGGUCAACAACGCCGGUUACCACCCAGUGGAUCAGCGGCUCACGGAGACCACCACCGACGGUUUUCGCCAGCUGCUGGAGCUGAACCUGCUGGGGGUUUACAGGGUGACCAAGUACGCCCUUCCCCACCUGCGGAAGACCCAGGGGAACAUCAUCAACAUCUCCAGCCUGGUAGCAGCGAUUGGCCAGUCCCAGUCAGUUUCCUAUGUGGCCACCAAGGGGGCAGUAACAGCCAUGACUAAGGCCUUGGCCCUGGAUGAGAGUCAAUACGGUGUCCGAGUCAACUGCAUCUCCCCAGGAAACAUCUGGACCCCAUUAUGGGAGGAGUUGGCAGCCUCAACACCUGACCCCAGGGCCACAGUCCUAGAGGGCACCUUGGCCCAGCCCAUGGGCCGCAUGGGCCAGCCCGCUGAGGUGGGGGCUGCGGCAGUGUUCCUGGCCUCCGGAGCUACCUUCUGCACAGGCAUGGACCUGUUUUUGACAGGGGGUGCAGAGCUGGGCUACGGGCGCAAGGCCAGUCCGGGCACCCCCGUGGACAUCCCUCCUAGUCACUGGUGAUUUCUCACAUUUCCACCUGGGACUCCCUGCCUAGGACUCCCCUCCCCCCAAAUCCAACCUGCACCGUCUGCCUCCUCCAGCCCCUUAGACUUCAAGACCACUUAGGAAUGUGCCAGAUCCCCCUGCAGUUUCCCAUAAAAGCAAUUUGCAGCUGGAAGGAGAA